AUGGCUCAACUUUCUUCACAGGGGAAUAACGCCAUCAUUUAUCUUAGUUAUGUUUUCCUUUUGGCUACUGGGCUUUUCAUAGCAAUCAAGUUCAACAAAAAGGAUUCAUUUUUGUCUUCCAAUGGUACUCAAAGAGGUAUUCCGUUGGCCUUGAAUUUCAUUGCAUCAGCUAUGGGAUGUGGUAUCUUAACAACUUAUACUCAAAUUGCUAAUAUUGCAGGAUUGCAUGGUCUUCUUGUUUACACAAUUACUGGUGCAAUUCCAAUUCUUGGUUUCGCAGCCAUUGGACCACUAAUUAGAAAAAAAUGUCCUGAAGGUUUUAUUUUAACUGAAUGGGUUAGACAAAGAUUUGGACCAGUUACUGCUUUGUACUUGUCCUUUUUCACUUGUUUGACUAUGUUCCUCUUUAUGGUUGGUGAACUUUCGGCUAUUAGAAGUGCCAUUGAAACUCUUACUGGUUUGAAUGCUUUAGGUGCAGUUAUUGUUGAAUGUGUGGUUACAACUAUUUACACUUCAAUUGGUGGAUUUCAUGUCAGUUUUAUUACUGACAACUUUCAAGGUGUCUGCGUUCUCUUAUUGAUUAUUAUUUGUUCUGCAGGUAUGGGUUCAUACAUUGAAAUUGAUACUUCUAAAAUUGGAGAAUCUGGCUUAUUGAAGGCAAAUAAAUUAGGUUGGCAAUUACUUUAUAUCUUAUUUGUUGCAAUUCUUACUAAUGAUUGUUUUAUGGCUGGCUUUUGGCUUCGAACUUUUGCCUCUAAAACUAAUAAGGAUUUAUUGAUUGGAACUUCUAUUGCUUCAUUUGUCACUUUUGCAAUUUGUACCUUGGUCGGAAUUCCAGGUAUGUUGGCAGUUUGGUCUGGAGAUUUAACUGUGAAUGAUCCAGAUGGAUAUUUAGCCUUUUACAUCUUAUUAGAAAAGAUGCCUAAAUGGUUGGUUGCAUUUGUGAUUAUUUUCGUUAUUGCUCUUUCAACUUGUACCUUUGAUUCAUUACAAUCUGCCAUGGUCUCUACUAUUUCUAAUGAUGUUUUCAGAAAUAAAUUACCAAUUUUGUAUACUAGAGGAAUGGUUGUUCUUAUUAUGGUUCCAAUUGUUGUUCUUGCGGUUAAAGUUGCUGACAAUAUUUUACAAAUCUAUUUAAUUGCUGAUUUGGUUUCAGCUGCCAUUAUCCCAGUCAUUUUCUUGGGCUUAAGUGAUAGUUACUUUUGGUUCCUUACUGGGUUAGAUGUUAUGGUUGGUGGAUUUGGUGCUUUAUUGGGAGUCUUCAUUUUUGGAACUGUUUACUAUGGAAAUGCUAGAGAUGGUGGUAAGUUAUUGUUGAUUUGGAAUGGUAUUUAUGAUGAAAAUGAUUGGGGUGCUUUUGGAGCCUUUGUCAUUGCACCAUUUGGAGGACUUGUAAUCACUUUUGUUUUCAUUGGUUUGAGACUUGCUGUGCAGUACAUGUAUGCUAAGAUCUCAGGUAAUGAAUUUACUGCUUUGGAAAGAAAGACUUUUGAAGCUAGAGAAAUUGUUAAUGUUGAAAACUAUGGAAGUAUUGACGAUAACAAAAAGAAAGACUCAAGUACCAGUGAUGAAGAAUUCCCAUAG
Messenger RNA from [Candida] anglica, 1584 nucleotides. The record is from the annotation of a GenBank genome assembly. Lineage: Eukaryota; Fungi; Ascomycota; Pichiomycetes; Serinales; Debaryomycetaceae.